ACAAAAACGUACAACAAUACAAUACAACAAUAAAUUAAUAAAAACAAAGCCCAAGAAAAAGUUAAUAACCAUGCCCGGCUGCAGUGCUUUACCAAAGGGCAGCCUAAAAUGAAACCUGAGCAAAGUGUUUAAAUAUUUAUACAAAAAAAUUCCAAACAAAAAAUUAAACAUUUCCUAAAAAAUUGGCAAUGCUUUAGGAAGUAACUCUGAGUUUAUAAAAUACAAAAACACAAAAUUAAGUUAAAAGAAAAGCAGCCAAAAUUAGCGCGCUACAAGGAAUCAAGAUUUUACCCUCUUUUUCGCAUUUGAAAAUGCUGAACAUGGAGUCGCCGCAGAUGUACGCCGAUGCCGUUCAGACAUUGGCCCAGCUGGACCUCAAAAAGGAGCCGCCGCUGCAGCAGGCGACCAUUGGCCAGAUCACACUGACUGCCAUGUCCACAGCCCAACAGCAGCAGCAACAGCAGCAGCAACAACAGCAGCAGCAGCAGCAGCAACAGCAGCAACAACAGCAGCAACAGCAGCAGCAGCAGCAACAUCAACAGCAGCAGCAGCAACCUCAACAGGCAACGGAUGCCAAUAACAACACCCCACAGGAUGCUGCCUUGCUGGUGAAGCAGCAGAUGCAUCAAAUGCAACAAGUGGCUGCCGCCAACAACAGCAACCUGCUGCAGAAGCAGAUGCUGCAACAGUACACCACACAGACGGACCUCGAUGAGCUGACCACACAGGAGAUCACUCUGGAUCUGCAGCACCUGAUCGAUGACCAGUUCCGGGAUACCGAGACCCUGGGUAUCUUCAGCGACAUGGUGACCAGUCCGGGUGGACUUUCAGCCACUUUGCCACCCAGCGGAAUGGUCAGUGCAGCGGCCAAGGUGCUGCAGCAGCAGACGUUGCGCAAUCAACAUGGUUAUGGCGGCGGCGCCGGCAGGGGAGGAGGUGCUGGCGGGGCUCUGGCCUACAUGCCCCAGCCGGUUCAUGCAACGUACAACAACUCCAGCGAUGAGAACAGCUCCGUGGGCUCCGAUUCCAGCACUAUCAAGGAGGAACCCAUAGACCCCGAGUACAGGCGGCAUCUUCAGGAGGCGGCCAACCAGCAGGCAGCGUUUAUGGGCAACGGCGGAGGACUCUACAAUGGCUACUCCACGGCGGGCAAUGGAUUGUCCAAUGGCGGAGGUAAUCCCCUGAAUGGCAACACCACGCCCAGCAGCAAUGGAAGCAAUGGGAGCACCGGGAGCAGCAAUGGCAGCCAGUUUACCAACCUGACCACAGCGAAUGUCCUGGCGCAUCACAAUCUGCCCCAUUUGGCGGCUGCAGCGGGUGCCCACAACCUGCUGAAGCAACACAGUAAGCUGCAACAGCAACAUGCCCAGCAUCAUGGCCAGCAGCAGCAUCAACAUCACCGAAAGCACAGCAACAAGCAUGUGGACAAGGGCACCGAGGAGUAUCGGCGACGAAGGGAAAGGAACAACAUUGCUGUGCGCAAGAGCCGCGAGAAGGCCAAGGUUCGGUCCAGGGAGGUGGAGGAGCGAGUGAAGAGCCUGCUCAAGGAGAAGGACGCACUCAUCCGGCAGCUCAGCGAGAUGACCAACGAGCUGCAGCUGCACAAGCAGAUCUACAUGCAGCUGAUGAACCAUGCCAAUCCCGAAGUGAGUCGCGUCUGCCGCAGCUUCCUCAACACCAACGAGCAUGCGCUGUAGCAGCAGCAGCAGCUCUAGAAAACGGAUACGGAAACAGAUGUAGAUGCAGAUACAGAGAUCCGCCGGAUGCGUGAAAGGAGUUUAUAUGCGAGCGAGUGCUUGAGAGGGUGUGUGUGUGUACAUUGUGUGUGAAAGGUCCUGGAGCGACUCUGCUAAAUCAAAGAUUCAAAAUGCUGUGUGGGUAGCUUGUAAGAACCAUUUUCCUUUUGCUAUUUUCAUCGACUUUUUCUACUCGUAACUUACACUUAACCCAAAAACAUCCUUGUACAUUUUCUUCUACUCCCCAAAAAACACCCUUACUCCACCCCCUUCUUGUUAUCAUUGUAAAGCAUAUUUUUGUACUUAAUUCUUAACGACUGUAACAUAUAUUUCGCACAUUUUUUAUACACAUAAUCGUAUACAUUAUAUCUUUAUCAUAAAGUUAAGCCAAAGAAAAAUGUUAAAAAUAUUUAUGUAAAAAAAGAGAGAAAACCCA
Molecule: messenger RNA, 2172 nt
Organism: Drosophila serrata
Lineage: Eukaryota; Metazoa; Arthropoda; Insecta; Diptera; Drosophilidae
Gene: slbo
Product: CCAAT enhancer binding protein alpha slow border cells
Biological process (GO): regulation of transcription by RNA polymerase II; DNA-templated transcription
Molecular function (GO): DNA-binding transcription factor activity, RNA polymerase II-specific; RNA polymerase II cis-regulatory region sequence-specific DNA binding
Source: RefSeq, a predicted model, not a curated record